CCGAUUCUACAGACAUCAUGAGAUUUAACCCAGAGACUGACUUUACCAUAGAAACACCCGUAGUUCUAUCAAUGGUUGGGGCAAGAUAGAGGUAACAGGCAAAGGAAAAACAGCUCCAACAUCCUAAGGACAAUGAGUAUGCUGAAACCAAGUGGGCUUAAGGCCCCUACCAAGAUCCUUAAACCUGGAAACACAUCCUUGAAGACACCUGCUACUGUUGUAGCUCCAGUGGAAAGAACAACAUCCAGUGAAAAAGCAUCAAGCGCACCAUCCUCUGAGGCACAAGAGGAAUUUGUGGAUGACUUUCGAGUCGGGGAGAGAGUUUGGGUGAAUGGGAAUAAGCCUGGAUUCAUCCAGUUUCUGGGAGAAACCCAGUUUGCACCAGGCCAGUGGGCCGGGAUUGUGUUAGACGAACCCAUAGGCAAGAAUGACGGGUCAGUGGCAGGAGUUCGGUACUUUCAGUGUGAGCCUCUAAAGGGCAUAUUCACCCGCCCAUCGAAGUUGACAAGGAAGGUGCAGGCAGAAGAUGAAGCUAACGGCCUGCAGACGACUCCUGCUUCCAGAGCGACUUCGCCUCUGUCCACCUCAGCGGCUGGCAUGGUAGCCUCGUCCGCAGCAGCCCCUUCAAACAUCCCCCAUAAAUCUUCCCAGCCAACAGCAAAGGAACCUUCAGCUACGUCUCAGAUCAGCAACCUCACAAAAACUGCCAGUGAAUCUAUCUCCAACCUCUCAGAGGCCAGUUCAGUCAAGAAAGGAGAAAGAGAACUCAAAAUUGGAGACAGAGUAUUGGUUGGUGGCACCAAGGCUGGCGUAGUCCGGUUUCUUGGGGAGACUGACUUUGCCAAGGGGGAGUGGUGCGGUGUGGAGUUGGAUGAGCCUCUUGGGAAGAACGACGGGGCUGUUGCUGGAACCAGGUAUUUUCAGUGCCAACCGAAAUAUGGCUUGUUUGCUCCUGUCCACAAAGUAACCAAGAUUGGCUUCCCUUCCACGACGCCGGCCAAAGCCAAGGCUGCUGCUGUGAGGCGAGUGAUGGCAACCACGCCCGCCAGCCUGAAGCGCAGCCCUUCUGCCUCGUCUCUCAGCUCCAUGAGCUCGGUGGCCUCCUCCGUGAGCAGCAAGCCCAGCCGGACCGGAUUGUUGACUGAAACCUCCUCCCGUUACGCCAGGAAGAUCUCCGGCACCACUGCCCUCCAGGAGGCCCUGAAGGAGAAGCAGCAGCACAUUGAGCAGCUGCUGGCUGAACGGGAUCUAGAGAGGGCGGAGGUGGCCAAGGCCACGAGCCACGUGGGGGAAAUAGAGCAGGAGCUAGCUCUGGCCCGGGACGGACACGACCAGCAUGUCCUGGAAUUGGAGGCCAAGAUGGACCAGCUGCGAACAAUGGUGGAGGCUGCUGACAGGGAGAAGGUGGAGCUUCUCAACCAACUUGAGGAGGAGAAAAGGAAGGUUGAGGACCUUCAGUUCCGGGUUGAGGAAGAAUCCAUCACGAAAGGCGAUCUUGAGCAAAAGAGCCAGAUUUCUGAAGAUCCUGAGAAUACGCAGACCAAACUGGAGCAUGCCCGCAUUAAGGAGCUUGAACAGAGCCUGCUCUUUGAAAAGACCAAAGCUGACAAACUCCAGAGGGAGUUAGAAGACACUAGGGUGGCUACAGUGUCAGAAAAGUCCCGUAUCAUGGAGCUAGAAAAAGAGCUAGCACUGAGAGCACAGGAGGUGGCUGAGCUGCGGAGGAGACUGGAGUCCCACAAGCCGGCUGGGGAUGUUGACAUGUCACUCUCCCUUUUGCAAGAGAUAAGCUCUUUACAAGAAAAAUUAGAAGCUGCCCAUGCUGACCACCAGAGAGAAAUCACUUCCCUGAAGGAACAUUUUGGAGCCCGUGAAGAAACACAUCAGAAGGAGAUAAAGGCUCUUCUGGCUGCCACAGAGAAGCUUUCCAAGGAGAAUGAGUCCUUGAAAAGCAAGCUCGAUCACGCCAACAAGGAGAAUUCUGACGUGAUAGCCCUGUGGAAGUCCAAGCUGGAGACGGCCAUUGCGUCCCACCAGCAGGCAAUGGAGGAGCUGAAGGUGUCCUUCAGCAAGGGGGUCGGAACGGAGACCGCAGAGUUUGCAGAGCUAAAAACACAAGUGGAGAAGAUGAGACUAGAUUACCAGCACGAAAUAGAAAACCUGCAGAAUAAACAGGACUCUGAAAGGUCUGCUCAUGCUAAAGAGAUAGAAGCCCUAAGGGGCAAGCUGAUGGCAGUCAUUAAAGAGAAGGAGAGCAGCCUAGAAGCCAUCAAGGCGAAACUGGACAAAGCCGAAGACCAGCAUCUGGUAGAAAUGGAGGACACCUUAAACAAAUUGCAGGAAGCUGAGAUAAAGGUAAAGGAGCUAGAGGUACUACAAGCCAAAUGCAGUGAACAAACCAAGGUUAUUGAUAAUUUUACAUCACAGCUCAAGGCUACCGAAGAAAAGCUCUUGGAUCUUGAUGCACUUCGGAAAGCCAGUUCCGAAGGUAAAUCGGAAAUCAAGAAACUGAGACAGCAGCUUGAGGCAGCUGAGAAACAGAUUACAAAUUUAGAGAUUGAAAAGAAUACUGAAAGUGGCAAGGCUAGUAGCAUUACCAAAGAGCUGCAGGGGAAAGAGCUAACACUAAAUAACCUUCAAAAAAACUUGAGUGAAGUCAGUCAAAUGAAAGAGGCUUUGGAGAAAGAACUUCAGAUUUUGAAAGAAAAGUUUGCUGAUGCUUCAGAGGAGGCAGUCUCUGUUCAGAGAAGCAUGCAAGAAACUGUAAAUAAAUUACACCAAAAAGAGGAACAGUUUAAUGCGCUGUCUACUGAAUUGGAGAAGUUGAGAGAAAAUUUAACAGAUAUGGAGGCAAAGUUUAGAGAGAGAGAUGAAAGAGAAGAGCAGCUGAUAAAGGCAAAGGAAAAGUUGGAAAAUGACAUUGAAGAAAUAAUGAAAAUGUCUGGAGAUAAUUCUUCUCAGCUGACAAAAAUGAAUGAUGAGUUACGUCUGAAAGAAAGAACUGUAGAAGAAUUACAGCUAAAACUCACAAAGGCAAAAGAAAAUGCAAGCUUUCUGCAGAAAAAUAUUGGGGAAGUAAGUCUCAAAGCAGAACAGUGCCAGCAGGAAGCAACUAAAAAGCACGAGGAAGAAAAGCAAGAACUGCUGAGGAAAUUGUCGGACCUGGAGAAGGAGAUGGAAGUGAGUCACAACCAGUGCAAGAACCUGAAAGCUAGGUACGAGGCAGCCAGUUCUGAGACCAAGGCAAAGCACGAAGAAACCCUGCAGAGCCUGCAGAAGAUGCUGCUGGACACAGAGGAGAGGCUGAGGGCCACCCAGGAGGAGAACAGUGGCUUGUUGCAGCAGAUGAUGGAACUGAAAAAGCAAGCUGAUAAAGCCAAAGCCGCUCAAACAGCAGAAGAUGCUAUGCAGAUAAUGGAACAGAUGACCAAAGAGAAGAGUGAAACUCUGGCCUCCUUGGAGGAUACCAAGCAAACAAAUGAAAAACUACAGAAUGAAUUGGAUACACUUAAAGAAAACAACCUGAAAAAUGUGGAAGAGCUGAACAAAUCAAAAGAACUUCUGACAGUAGAGAAUCAAAAAAUGGAAGAAUUCAGGAAAGAAAUAGAAACCCUCAAGCAGGCAGCAGCUCAGAAGUCCCAGCAGCUUUCAGCAUUGCAAGAAGAGAACGUGAAACUUGCCGAGGAGCUGGGGAGAAGCAGGGACGAAGUCACAGGUCAUCAGAAGCUAGAAGAAGAGAGAUCUGUGCUCAAUAAUCAGUUGUUAGAAAUGAAAAAGAGAGAAUCCAAGUUAAUAAAAGAAACCGAUGAAGAAAAAGCUUCCUUGCAGAAAUCCAUCAGCAUUACUAGUGCCUUACUCACUGAAAAGGACGCAGAGCUGGAAAAACUGAGAAAUGAGGUCACGGUGCUCAGGGGGGAGAGCGCCUCUGCCAAGUCCUUGCACUCAGUCGUUCAGUCUCUGGAGUCUGACAAGGCGAAGCUUGAACUCCAGGUAAAGAACCUGGAGCUUCAACUCAAAGAAAACAGGAGGCAGCUGGGCAGCUCCUCAGGUAAUACUGAUACUCAGGCAGAAGAGGACGAAAGAGCCCAGGAGAGUCAGAUUGAUUUCCUGAAUUCAGUAAUAGUGGACCUUCAGCGGAAGAAUCAAGACCUCAAGAUGAAGGUGGAGAUGAUGGCAGAGGCAGCCCUGAAUGGGAACGGGGAGGACCUGAACAAUUACGACAGUGAUGACCAGGAGAAACAGGCCAAAAAGAAACCUCGCCUCUUCUGCGACAUAUGCGACUGCUUUGACCUCCACGACACAGAGGACUGUCCCACCCAGGCGCAGGUGUCGGAGGACCCCCCACAUUCCACACACCACGGCAGUCGGAGCGAGGAGCGCCCGUACUGUGAAAUCUGCGAGGUGUUUGGGCACUGGGCCACCAACUGCAAUGACGACGAGACCUUCUGAUGACGCCCGGCCCGCGCCCGCCUCCUCCCCGCCUGCUCCUGCCGCCCGCCCGGGCCGAGGCCACCCGACACCAGCAGCGCGCGUGCGGACCUCCUCCCGGUGAGGCCCCGCCCCGCGCCCGGCUCCUCCCCCGCCCCGCACGGAGGCGGCUGGACCCCAGCAGUGUGCGUGCGGGCUUCUGGGGAACUCGCGUUGUCUCUGACCCACAUCAACAGAUCUAAGAGAAUAGUUUGAUCUUCAGUACAUCAGCCCUUUAGUCUCCCCUGAGAAGUUGAAUAAAUACUUUGUAGGUGAGAUUUCACCUCUAAUUUUGUCUUCUUGCUUUUUAAAAGAUCUAACAAGACAUUGCACCAGAUGCCAUUACUUUCACUGUCCCUAGGGAAGCCUCAUAGAACGACCCCUACCCUUACAAUACCUUAUUUAAGUAACUUUAAAUUAUGCUGUUACUUUUCAUAUUUGCACUAAAAAUUUUCCAGGCUGCAUUUGUAUAUUUAGAUGUUUUGGUUAAGCUUUGACACUGGAAUGAGUUGGAAAAAUGUGCCAUUUUGCAUUUUCAUCUACUCAUUUAAAGUAUUUUAUUCUAAAAAGAAGUAUCUGAGCUCUUUGCACUACCUGAUGUCAGUAGUGCCUUUUUUCAGGCUUGACAAUACUUGGGUGUAAUUAUAAAAUCAUGAAGCAGGUAACAGGAGGGGGAAGCCCCCAAACUGCUGUGGGGACAUUUUAUAAUCUAUAUGCUGCACCUACUUACUCUACUGUGGUGUUUUGUUUAUUGGUUUUGCAUAAUUUCAGCUUCUAUAUAUUAUAUGUAUAUAUUUUUUAAAAAUCUAUAUUUUGGGAAAAAAUACAAUGUUUUUCUUUUCAGAUUUUUACCUUUAUGAAAAAAAAAUACAUAAGGACAUAAUGGACUAGGCCAGAAGUAAUAUCACGUGGCUUUGCAACUCGUUUUUUCCAUGUCCAUUUUGUUUCUUUACCAGAUAUAGCUAGGAGAAUUUUCUCCAAAUUUUUUUCUUUCUUCAGCAGAUAUCCCCAGCAGUCAACUAAUUAGGUAAUAAGCCACUAUAAAACAUCUAAAUUAACCCAUCUGCAACCUUUACAAGUUUUUUUUACUGUGUUUUUAGAUGAAUGUACGAUGAGAAAUUCAACAUUAAUAAUUUUGGAUUUUCUUAUCACAAAAAAAUGAAGGACCUCAAACAUCAGAAGUUUAUCAACCAAGUUUGAAUCUAUUUAUCUUCAUUUGAAUGUCUCCUAUGAUAUGUAAAAAGUAAUGUAUCUUCCAUGCUACAUGUAUAAUAAGAACUUCUAUAAUUGUAUAUAUGCCUUUGAUGUAUUUUUCCCCUCAGGAUUAUCAUAUGUGUGUCUGCCAAGUGAAAAAUCUGUAAUGAGUUGAAAUUUCUGGUUAUAAACAUUCUAUAAUAGCAAGUGUUUCACAAACAAAAUGUAAAACAGUAUUAAAAUUUGAGCAAACGAGUGUUCUGUAUCUACUUUAAUAAAGGGUUAUUGGUUUUUUUUGCCGGUGGUAGUAAACUGAUAUUCUUCUCA
This is a messenger RNA of Suricata suricatta (meerkat), 5988 nucleotides long. It is a transcript of the gene CLIP1, whose product is annotated as CAP-Gly domain containing linker protein 1. The record is from RefSeq and is a predicted model, not a curated record. Gene Ontology annotation, biological process: cytoplasmic microtubule organization; positive regulation of microtubule polymerization. The coding region runs from base 133 to 4449 and encodes 1438 amino acids. NCBI's taxonomy places the organism in Eukaryota, Metazoa, Chordata, Mammalia, Carnivora, Herpestidae. The transcript is spliced from 26 exons. Gene Ontology annotation, cellular component: nucleus; microtubule plus-end; cytoplasm. Gene Ontology annotation, molecular function: microtubule plus-end binding.